AUGGACUUUGUCCACGGGACGGAAGACACCGUUCUCCAUCUCUCGUCGGGACACCGGUCGCCUUCCCACUCUGGGACCGACAACGAGGAUGAUCAGCCCCGCAGACAGGAGAUACCGGACCUGUUCUUUGAUUCCCAAUCUGGCCGGUAUUAUUUAUCGGUUUCAGAGGACAAAGCCAUGAGGGAGUUCACCAGGCUGAACCCCCAUCCUGCAGACCACGGCACCUCGUCCAGAUCGGUCCCGACCGUAUCUGUCUUCGAGGGAUCUCCGUCUCCACCUCGCAGGCGUUCACGGUCCUCGACGGAUUUCAUCCCAACCCGUCCGAGAUCCCAAGUCAGGGUUACGGACCCCCUCUCCGAUGACCUGGACUCCGAAGAUGAACCUCUGCUCCCGUCUGAAGCUCCUUCCGACGAGGAUGUCCUCUCGGGCCCGUCGGGAAGCACCCUGGCCGCAACGCCUUCCUCAAAGGCUUCUUAUCUUUGGAGACCACCGGCUCGUGCCCUCUGCCCCGAGGUAAAUCGUGGUAACUGGGGACGGAUCCUUGCCCUCGUCACAAAUGCUGAAAGCCCAACGGAGGGCGACCUCUCGGCUGCUGCUGCCAUGUUCCCCUACCCGGGCCAGCACAACCCCGCGGCGGCGGCGCCUUCUGGCAGCCCUGGCCGCUACAUGGCCCACAUCACCCCGGUGCUGAGCAACGGCGCCUAUACAACAGCCUGCUCUCGGGCCCUCGGCUGCCGCCGCCCCGCAGGGCUACCCCGGGCCCCCGGGCUACCCCUCCCCGCCGAGUACGGCCGCCGCCGCCGCCGCCUCCCCUACCAGGGCUCGCCCUUCUACCCGUUCCCCGCCGCCGCCGCCGCUCUUGGAGUCCAAGGCGGAGGAGGGCUGGUCCCCGGCAAGGCCCCGGUCUACCUCUGCAACCGGCCCCUCUGGUCAUUCCACCGGCACCAGACCGAGAUGAUCAUUACCAGACAAGGCAGGCGCAUGUUCCCUUUCUUGAGCUAAAUUUCUGGCCUGGAUCCGACGGCCCACUACAACAUUUUCGUGGAUGUCAUCCUGGCAGACCACCACUGGCGCUUCCAGGGAGGCAAGUGGCCUUGCGGCAAAGCCGACACCAACGUCCAAGGCAACCGGGUCUACAUGCACCCGGACUCGCCCAACACGGGAGCCCACUGGAUGCGGCAGGAGAUCUCCUUCGGGAAGCUGAAGCUCACCAACAACAAAGGCGCCUCCAACAACAACGGACAGAUGGUGGUCCUCCAGUCCCUGCACAAGUACCAGCCUCGCCUCCACGUGGUGGAAGUCAACGAGGACGGCACCGAGGACUCCAGCCAGCCCGGCCGCGUCCAGACCUUCACCUUCCCGGAGACCCAGUUCAUCGCCGUCACCGCCUACCAGAACACAGAUAUCACCCAGCUCAAGAUAGAUCACAACCCCUUCGCCAAAGGCUUCCGAGACAACUAUGACACGAUCUACACGGGCUGCGACAUGGACCGCCUGACCCCUUCGCCCAGCGACUCUCCUCGCUCGCAGAUGGUGCCCGGGGCCCGCUAUGCCAUGGCUGCUGCUGCGGCGGCGGGCUCCUUCCUGCAGGACCAGUUCGUCUCCAACUACGCCAAGUCCCGGGGCUUCCACCCCGGCGGCGGCCUGGGACCCGGAGGCGGCCCUCUCCCGGAGCGAGGGCUGCCCCACCCGAACGGGCUGCUCUCCCCGCAGCAGGCCGAGGAGCCCGGCGCCCCUUCCCCGCAGCGCUGGUUCGUCACUCCGGCCAACAACCGCCUGGACUUCGGCGCCGCCGCCGCCUCGGCCUACGACCCCGCGGGGGAGCUGGCGGGCAACGCGGCCACCCUGCUCUCCUACGCCGCCGCCGGGGUCAAGGCGCUCCCGCUGCAAGCGGCGGCCGGCUGCACGGCUCGCCCCCUGGGCUACUACCCGGACCCCUCGGGAUGGGGCGCCCGCAGUCCCCCGCAGUACUGCAACGCCAAGGCCCUCUCCUGCUGGCCAGGCCCCGCCGGCCCUGCCGCCCGCCUGCCCUACCACCUGCCCGGCGGAGGAGGAGGAGGAGGAGCAGGGGCAGCAGGGGGCGCCGGAGGAGGGGGCAGCGGGGAGGAGGGCGAGGGCCUGGCCCCCCCGGAGAGGUCCCCGCUGGUGGCGCCCCCUCCUCCGGCCCCCGAGGACUCCAAGCCCCCCAAGGACCUCUCCGACUCCGGAUGGAUCGAGGCGCCCUCCUCCGCCUCCAUCAAGUCCAUCGACUCCACCGACUCUGGGAUUUACGAGCAGCAGCAGCAGCAGCAGCAGCAGGCCAAGCGGAGGAGGCUCUCCCCCUCCGCAGCUCCCUCGGCCUCGGCUUCCUCGGCCUCGGCCCCGGAAGGCGCCCCUUCUCCCCUCAAGACCGAGCCGGGACCCCUGGCCCCCAGGGACUGCGACAACAAGCCCUGCGCCGCCGCCAAGGACCUCGGGGGCUACUACGGCUUCUACGCCCACAGCUAGAGGGAGGGAGGGGCCACGGACAGGCCACGCCCGCGCCCUCCCCUCCCUGGACCCUCCCCCAAAGAGCCCCGCCCCUGGACCUUGACUUUCUCUCAAGUGGCCCUGGCUGGACCCUCCCCAAAAGUGGCCCUGACUUCGCCCCCAAAUGGCACUAGCUCCGCCCAAAAGUGGCCCUGGCCCCUCCCCAAAUGGCCCUCCCCCAAAGGCUCUGGACCCUCCCCCAAGUGGCCCUGGCUCCUCCCCAAAGUGGCCCUGGGUUUUUUUGUAGAAGCCCUGGCCCCUCCCUGAAAGAGCCCCCCCCCAGAGGCCCUGGCUAGGCUUUGGCAAAUGCCUUUCCCUCUGCUCUCCUCCGGGUCUCGGAGGCGGAUGGGGAGUUGGGCCCAAAGCAGAGCCCCAGGCCCCGGUGACUCCUCCCCCUCUAGGCCAAGGAUGGGUAGCCCUCUCCGGAUUCACCUCUCCUCUCCGCCCCCCAACUCCCGGGGCCCAAGCCCUGAAUGCAACAGUAGUCAUCCAGGUUGACAUUGCCAGGGAACCCUGGGAUUUCUAGUUGAGCUGUGGCCCCACAGCUCUCUGACAGAGAAGGCCCCCUGUCUCUCCAAACUAUAAUCCCCAGAAUUCCAUAGCAUUGAGCCAGAGCAAGUUUAAAGUGGGGUCAAUCUGGAUGAUUCCUGCAGUGUAGACACAGCCAGGGAGGAUCCCUGGGCCUCAUCUUGCCAGUAGAACUAGGAAGCAGGUCGAAUACUGGCGAUUUCUUAGUACGGACUACUAGGCAGUCCCCAAGGACUACAGAAACCAUCCAGUCUGAGACCCCUUUAACCGCCCUGGCUCAGGGCUAGGGAAGCCAGGGAAUUGUGGUGGAUUGUGGCCCUACAGCUCUCUGACAGAGAAGGCUCAAUGUCUCCCAGAACUACACACCCCAGAAUGUCCCUAACAUUCAGCCAGGGCAGCGAAAGCGGUCUCAAAGCGGAUCCUUUCUGCAGUGUGUUUUGGACCUGUGUGUGGAGGACAUUUUGCUUCCUAAGACAAUCCUUAGACAAGAAGGGACUUCUGUUGUCCCCUCCAAGGCUGAAGGUCUCCCUCUCCCUAGCAGCGAAAAGAGAGUGACAGCAUGCGAAACAAUCCAACUUCUUGGCCUCUUCCUAAUCCCAGAUUCCCAUGGGUAGCUUGAAGCAGUGACCC
Molecule: messenger RNA, 3666 nt
Organism: Sceloporus undulatus (fence lizard)
Lineage: Eukaryota; Metazoa; Chordata; Lepidosauria; Squamata; Phrynosomatidae
Product: T-box brain protein 1-like
Biological process (GO): cell fate specification; positive regulation of DNA-templated transcription; regulation of neuron projection development
Cellular component (GO): nucleus
Molecular function (GO): RNA polymerase II cis-regulatory region sequence-specific DNA binding; DNA-binding transcription factor activity, RNA polymerase II-specific
Source: RefSeq, a predicted model, not a curated record